This is a messenger RNA of Trichomonas vaginalis G3, 483 nucleotides long. Its product is annotated as organellar and viral DNA polymerase type B. The coding region runs from base 1 to 483 and encodes 160 amino acids. The transcript has a single exon. The record is from RefSeq and is a predicted model, not a curated record. NCBI's taxonomy places the organism in Eukaryota, Parabasalia, Trichomonadida, Trichomonadidae.
AUGGACAAAGAUUGCGACAUGGUUUAUAAAAAUAUUUCUGACCUUUACAAAUCCGAAGAAUUUAAGACAUACGAUAACUUUGUUUCAUUAGUUGCAAAAUGUGUAUGGCAGAUAAGAGAUAAAGAUAGAAGAGGUAAAGUAUGGAAUGAACAAAUAAGACCCGCUAUGUUUGAGAUGAAGAGAGCAAUUGACGCUUUAGUUAUUUUAGCUGGUAAUGUUUCAAUGUAUAACGCAAAAACGAUGCCGCAAUGUUCAAAAUGUAAAGCAGCAAUAAGAAAAUAUAACUACUCAGUCAAAGAGAUAGAAAGAAUGCGAAACGACUAUGCAGACUUAAAGAAAGAAGCAGAAAAGCCAGCAGAAGAUAAAAUGGAUAUGUUGACAUUUCUUAAUAAAAACUAUCCAACAGCAGAAGAUUUCCUUUUAUCUGACGUCAAGAAGAAGUAUAAAGAAACCUUCGGCAUUGUUAAAACAUUCGUGUACUAA